CAAAAACUGCGAAAACAACAGAGUCCAUAAACAUAAACAAAAAACAGACCGCAAAGAGCCAAACCCAUAAAGGCAAAUGGAGCAGCAGCAAAACCAGCAACUUGAAAUCAUCCCUGCAAAACCAUUCACCAAUUUGCCUCAAUCAACCCAAAUCGAGUUCCUUUCCUUCCACCCAGAGGUGGAUAAAUAAGUUAGUUAGCACUAAGUACCCAAAACAAAGAAGAGAAUUUUCUGUGCUCUGUUUCUCAUCUCCAGAGCAACACAGGUCUGUAAAAUUGAUUCUCCUCUUACUCUGUUCUUUCCUUUUUUUUUUUUUUGGGGGGGGGGGGGGGGGGUGGAAUGAUCCGAUCCCCCGUCGUCACUUUCAGAAAACUGGGGGGACGUGGAUUGCUAGGCUGUCUAGUUUUUGGAAUUGGGUUGGCUUUGGAAUUGGAAACAAAGAAAUAUGCUCUGUUUCAGAAAGGAGAAGAAAACAGAGACAAAAAAACGGAGCUUUCUUUCUUCUUUUGUGAGUGAUGAGUUUCGUUUUUUUGUAUAAAGCUAACGCCUUUCUUCUUCUCCCAAACUUAUCAUAGGUGGGAGUGAUCAAAAGAAUAAUAAGAAGAGAAGAUGGUUCUGUUCCCGUCUUUCUUCAACGGGUUGGCGAGAACGGUGUCCUCCACAUCGUCGUCGUUGAAGAAAGCGAAGAGCAUGGAGAAAGAUUCCGCCGCCGCUGCCGCCGACGGCGGCGGAAAGCAAGCUGCGGAGGAGCUGGCUAAGGAUGCUAAAAGGAAUGAGCUGAUUCUGAGCUCCUCUGGGAUUGUGAAGUCGACCAAGUCCAACAAUUUCUCAUCCGUUUGCUCCAGGAGAGGCCAGAAGGGCGUCAAUCAGGAUUGUCUCGUCGUUUGGGAGGAAUUUGGGUGCCAGGAAGACAUGACGUUCUGCGGGGUGUUUGACGGCCACGGGCCGUGGGGACACGUGGUGGCGAAAAGGGUUCGAGAAUCGGUCCCGCCAUCUCUGCUCUGCAACUGGCAGAAGACUCUGCAAUCCUCCCUCGACGUGGAGAUGGAGUUGGGGCUAGUGAAUGAAAAUGAAGACUUGCUUCUCCGCCAUAGCAACCAGCAGCAUCGGUUCGAGAUCUGGAAGGAGUCGUAUCUCAAGACCUACGCCGCCGUUGAUCAGCAGCUGAAGCAGCUGCAUCCCAAGAUCGACACUUUCUUCAGCGGCACCACUGCUCUCACCAUUGUCAAACAGAGGAACCAUCUGAUUAUAGCCAACGUGGGCGAUUCAAGAGCCGUAUUGGCCACAACUUCCGACAACGGCACCCUGUCCGCCGUCCAACUCACCGUCGAUUUCAAGCCCAAUCUCCCCCAGGAAGCAGAGCGCAUCAAGAACUCGAGAGGCAGAGUGUUCUGCCUCCAGGACGAGCCCGGAGUAUACAGAGUAUGGCGGCCGAGCGGCAAAACGCCGGGGCUGGCGAUCUCGAGAGCUUUCGGGGACUACAGCAUCAAGGAAUACGGCCUGAUCUCGGUCCCCGAAGUGACCCAAUUGAGCGUCACGAGCAGGGACCGGUUCGUGAUUCUGGCGAGCGACGGGGUCUGGGAUGUGGUGUCGAAUCAGGAAGCCGUGAGGAUCGUGGCGGCGGCGGCGGCGAGUGGAGGGAGGGAGAAGUGUGCGAGGAGGCUGGUGGAGUACGCGGGUCGGGCGUGGAAGCGGAAGAGGGGCGGGGUGGCGAUGGAUGACAUGUCGGCGAUCUGUCUAUUUUUUCAUGAGGUCGAGGUUGAGGCAGAGUCAGAGGCGGCGUCGCCGGCGGCGACGGAUGGUGGCGGUGUGGGGAGUGAGAAGAACGGGAAGUGUUUGGAUUAAGGACGUCGGAGGAGAUGUAAAGGGGAGUGUGAUGUUGUAACGUAUAAGGGUUUGGUGAUGUUUAUCAAGUGGAUGGCUGAUUCAAGGUUUUACUAAUGGAAAUUGUGGCAGAGUAUACUGAGAUUCCAAAGAAUGGAAAAGAAGGAUGAACAAAAAAAAAAAAUACAUAUUAUUACAGUUUGUACUUCCAAUUGUGUUUUUUUCUUUUGGGUCUUCUUGGCGUUUUUGCGGAACCGUAUCGUAGUUGUACUGGAUAGGUCAGUCGUAACUUUUUUUUAUGCUGAAAUCGUGAUUCAACCUUUUUAUAUCGUCUACUCAUUUCGUUUCCGAUAAUACAUUUUUUCUUUGGUAACCGUCGCUGCAAUUCCUUGUUCCAAAGUUAAAAGAUACCAUAUUUAUAGAUUAUCAUAUAUUUGAGCAACUAAGUGAGUGUGGGAAGAGGGUCCAGGGUCUACUAUUUAUAGGAGCAAAAAACUCAUAAUAUUCCCUCUUUUUUUGGGAAUAAGUCACAUUUUAAUUAAAAAGAUAAUUACUUCUAUAAUUAGAAUAUAUUAUAUUAAGAUAAUUAAUCCUAAUUAUCUCCAUAAUAUUGUUUUUAUUAAUUAUCCUUCUUAUUUUCGUAUCUAGAAAGAAUAUUGAAUAAUUAAUUCAAUAUAGUUUUCAAAGCUAUUUAUUCCCUACAGAGUAUUUUUGUGAUAAAAUUGUGCCUCAAUCAUUACGUAUCGCUAAAAUUCACCUAUCGAUUUAGAGUCAUUUGUUCAGUCAAAUCGUCGAUACAACACAUAAUAGGUUACAAGAUUUUUUGAAGUUAUGAUAUGUAAAUUUAUCAUGAAUAUGCUUGCGAAAAUGUAGGAUCCACCUUAUUACUAAUGAAUUCGACUGAAUAUUAGACACUAAAUGCACAACCAACAUAAAAAAUGGGACUUGUUUGUCUAAAUUUCAUAAUGUAAAAGGGCUUCUUUAUUAAAGUAGUGUUAUCAUACAAGUGCUUAAGCUAUUAUCAACUGAAAAAUCAGCAACAAAAUAUUUCUUUACCCCCCUUAUUUGUUGGGUUGCCAUGCGGUGUUCUAAAACCCUAAUUGUUGGUUGAAUGGCUUAAUUAUCAAUAUGAUAUUUAUAGAGUCAAAUAAUUCAUUAAUUGUUAAUGUGAUAUUCAAUUUUGUGGUAUUUAAAAUAUUUUGUUUGAUUAAUGUGAUAUUUGACAUGUGUUAUUUGAUAAUAACAUAAAAAUUAAAAUGAGUUCUUUUUAAAUAACUCACUAUUCAAAUUAGUCAUUUCAGUCAAGUGCUUGAUUCCACUUAAGUGGAUAUAACUAGGGGCGGAAAUUAGGGCGGGUGUGGUUACCCGCCCCACAUUUUGUGGGUACCCACACCCAUGAAUUUAUAAUUAUGCUACCCACAACCCACACCGCAGUGGUUAGUGGGUAACUACUACCCACUGUGGGUUUGUGCGGGUUGGGUGUGGUUACCCACAGAAAUCUAUCUUUGCAAGCAUAUAGUUCUAGUCGCCACUAACGUAUUUGUUGUUCGUAACUAGACUAUAGUGAUAUACACUUGUGUUGUUCGUGGAGAUACAAUUUUGUACAUCGAUUUUACUCAACGUGAAGAUUUUUUCUUUUUGAGUUUGGUAUUCAAAUUUUGUGUCAGGGAAAAAAUUAAAUAUGAUCUUGUAUUUUUUAACACAAAAGCAAAAACAUACUGAUAAAACUUACAAAAAGUGUUAACUUUUAAUGAAUUGAUUAUUCUCCA
Messenger RNA from Linum trigynum, 3593 nucleotides. The record is from the annotation of a GenBank genome assembly. Lineage: Eukaryota; Viridiplantae; Streptophyta; Magnoliopsida; Malpighiales; Linaceae.